This is a messenger RNA of Ogataea parapolymorpha DL-1, 2916 nucleotides long. RefSeq lists its product as uncharacterized. Lineage: Eukaryota; Fungi; Ascomycota; Pichiomycetes; Pichiales; Pichiaceae. The coding region runs from base 1 to 2916 and encodes 971 amino acids. The record is from RefSeq and is a predicted model, not a curated record. The transcript has a single exon.
AUGGCUGACCUCAAAUCUAGUACACCGAAAGAUGAGUCCUGGACCAACCAGGCACAACACAAGGCGCAAGAUGCUUACGAUGGGCUAACUGGUUCCAAGGAUACGCCAAGAUCUGUGCAACAAUCCAGUGUUCCUGGAUCGUUUGACUUUGAGGAGAGAAAAAAUUACUCCGCUGGAGACUCGAAUUACACCUCGCAAUCGCAGACCUACGACUCUACCUCACCGACAUUCAAGGCUUCAGAAGGCGAAGCUCAUGGAGAGCCCGGCGAACAGCCAUCACUGGCCAACAAGCUGAUGUCUGCCAUUGGAAUUGGUGGUAGCUCCGAAGGUGCAACCUCUCACAAAGACAAGCCAUUGGCUGGCGAAGAUGCCACCAAAAACUCCGUGUCGACUAAGACUCUUGAGAAGCAGGUCGGAAAAGCACACAGCUAUGUUGAUAGCCAGGGCAACGAAUUCGAAGUUAUUCCUACCGACAGAAAUGUGAAAUACUCUUCGCUAGUCGACCCUGUCGUCGACGAGAGAGAUGUUCAUCAAACCCAGGAUAAUAUCAAGGGUUUGUCUGACAAAGAGAGAGCCCACAGAAGUCCUGUCGAUCCCGCCGACACAAAGAACGCCAAGGACUCUCAGCCUUCGCAGGAAGAGCAGAAAAUUGCUCACGACUCUCAAUCCGGUAGAGCUACUGCGGGAGCUGCUGCUGCAGGAGCUGGUGCUGGUGCAGCUGCCGGCCACUAUGGCUCUUCGAAUACUCAUACCCACGGCGAACUUGACAAGUCUGGAUCUCACGGCAAGACUUUGGGCUCAGAACAAGGCUAUGCUGGUCAAACCACCAAUCACCAAUUUGACGGCCGGAAUCAGAAGUCUGACCUUGCUUCCAAACACGACACUACAGACAAGAACUUAGGUCCUGACGUUCCUGGAGCGGGGGUUGGAUCACUAGCCGGUGCACCAGGUCAGACAUAUCAUCCUAAGCAGAGCCAGGUUCUAGAGACCCAACAAGGCUAUGGCUCGAAUACUCAUGCAUCGAAGCACGAGAGUGCCCAUGAUAAGGGAUAUUCUAACACCGGUGCCGCCGCUGGUGCUACCACUGGGGCUGGCUUUGUCUCUGGUAAACCAACCAGCUACAAUACCACCGAAGCUGCUGCUACAGACCCUGUCCAUGGAGCCACUGCUCCUGCUGAUCUGGGCGACUACAGACAUCCAAUUGGGGAGCAAGCCGGCAAAAGUACUCAUGGCAAGUCCCACAAAGCUCAUGACAAGCACAGUGACCUGAGCCAGAAGGAGACCGCCGCUUAUAAGUCGAAGUCUGACCACCACAAAGCUACCGACACCGCUGCUGGAGCUUCUGCCGGUGCAGGUCUGGGAGCAGCUGCUGGUCGCCACGAGAAGUCGACAAGCACCACCUCUGACUCGUCUGAGUAUGGUUCCGGCUCGGGAGCUGGUUCCAAGUCUGGUAAGACCAGCAAAUGGGGCAAGUCCAGCAAGAAGAAUGAUGACACUGUUGUCCAACACGGCACUGUCUACCAGGACGUGCACCACGACACCUUUGCUACGAGAAACGCCGAUCAGCUUAAGUCUGAUCCCUCCAGACUCUAUGAAAGCGAGAAAAAGGGCCAGCCUGAGUUUGCUCAGAAACAAGCCGAGCUGGGCUACGAGACUGCCCAUGGUGGAUCGCAUACUGGAGGUGGUAGCGGAAUAGGUGCCGGAAUCGGUGCUGCUGUGGCUUCUGCUGUUGGUUACAAGACCGCUUCCCACGACAGCAGCUACGGAACGCAGCAGUCCAAGCAGAAGGACGCUUCCACUCAAGAAUUGAGAGGCGCACCAGGUGUUACCAAGACACAAAAUGAUCCUUACGAUAGCUCGUAUGGCAGCCAGACCCAGACCGACGAUAAGGUGUUUGGCUCUUUGGACCCGAAGAACCCUCGGAAGCAGGCUGACUACGACAAACUUGGCUCCCAGGCCAAGGAACUGUCGCAGAAAGGUGGCCAGCAUCUUGACAAGUCCGGUCACGGUGAAUACUCUGCCUAUGCCACCGGUGCAGGAACCGCUAUUGGCGCCGGUGCAGGCUAUCUUGGUAGCAGAGAAACCGGCAAAGACUCUGCCUCACACGCCAAUGACUCUGCUCAGAGAGACCCAGAGCUCGCCAAAGGUGGCUUUAGAGAAACCUUCCAGGGUGGAGACGACUCUCAGCAUCACACUCAUAAGACCAACAAGUACACUGCUGGUGUCGGGGAGGCCCCUGGUCGCAACGAGCCAGAAACCAACAAGUACACUGCUGGCGUUGGCGAAGACGAGCCUCACUUUGGUUCUGGAUACACUGCCGGUGUUGGUGACACCCAUCCCCACCAUGCCAAGGACCAGUACACUGCGGGUGUGAGAGAUGACAAGGAGACUCCAUACACCGCGGGAUUUUCUGACACCACAGGACAGAGCAAGCACGCUUCUGGAUCUGGUUAUGGUGCAGCUGGUGGCGCAACGGGGGCUGGAAUUGCUGCCAAGAGCCAAGGCAGCCCGAAAGACCACUUACAAGGCCAAAGCCAGAACUACGGAAAGCAUUAUGGAGCCACCCAACAAACGUCUACAGGCCAGAAUGUUCACAUUCCUGGCACCAGAGACAACCUUUCAACCCAGAAUCGGGGCCAAGCUGCUCAUGGAAACGAUUAUUUGAAUGACGAUCAGAAUGCCUUGGCUAGCCGCGCCGCGGCAGCAGCUACCCACGAUAAACGUGGAGGAUCUGGCGCUGCAGGUACGUCGGAUCUCAGCCAAUCCAAUAAGGCGCACCAGCAAGGCGACGAGGCUUAUUCUGGACAGCCGCAACAAGGUGAGUCUAACACGAAGAUUUUAAACUAUGACGAGUUCGAACAGGCACACCCACAAAAGGAGAAGUUGAGCACCAAAAUCAAAAAGAUUUUCAACUGA